This is a messenger RNA of Penaeus vannamei (Pacific white shrimp), 693 nucleotides long. NCBI's taxonomy places the organism in Eukaryota, Metazoa, Arthropoda, Malacostraca, Decapoda, Penaeidae. The record is from RefSeq and is a predicted model, not a curated record.
AUGAAAGAGUCUGAAACACCCCCUAUCCCUAUGAAAGAGUCCGAAACACCCACAAUCCUUAUAAAAGAGUCCGAAACACCCCUUAUCCCCUUGAAAGAAGUCCGAAACACCCCCAAUCCCCUUGAGAGAGUCCGAAACUCCCCUUAUCCCUUUACAAGAGUCCGCAAUACCCCCAAUCCCCUUGAAAUAGUCCGAAACACCCCUUAUCCCUUUGAAAGAGACCGAAACACUCCUUAUCCCUUCGAAAAAUUCCGAAACACCCCCAUCCCUUUGAUAGAGUACGAAACACCCCUAAUCCCUCUGAAAGAGUCCGAAACAACCUCAAUCCCCUUGCAAGUGUCCAAAACACCCUAUCCCUCUGAAAGAGUCCGAAACACCCCUAAUCCUUUUGAAAGAACUUUGAAACACAUCAUCCAUUUGGAAGAGCCUGUAACACCCCCAAUCCCUUUAAUCCGAAACACCCUUAAUCCCUUUGAAAGAGUCCUAAACACCCCUAUCCCCUUGAAAAAGUUCGAAAAACCCCCUAUCCUUUUCAAUGAGUCCGAAACACCCCUUAUCCCUUUGGAAGAGUCUGAAACACCGCCUAUCCCCUUAAAAGAGCCCGUAUCACCCCCUUUCCCGUUGAAAGAGUCCGAAACACCCCUUAUCCCCUUGAGAGUCCGAAACAACCCCAAUCCCUUUGAAAGAGUCUGA